ACUGUUGGAACAGCGUCGCCCCCAAGCCUGAUGCUACGUACGCGCACAACAUUCGAUCAGAGAUAGAUCAGAGCGAGUCGAGAAGAAACACCUGGACGUAAAUUGACUUAAAACGUACAAGGUGGAUAAUGGCUCAAAAGACAUGGACAAACCGCGAGACUGAAACUGAGGCUUUUGAGGAUGAUUUAUGGGUGAGGCCCCGUGAACCGUGGGGGGACUGGAGGCGAGAUACUGGGUCACUUCAGGUUGAUGAAUCACGUGAUUCAGUGGGGCAUUACGGAGACGAGGAUCAACUGCUGAAUUCCAUACCAGUUUCUCCGGAAUUCGACGCCUUUUUGAUGGAGCUUCAGAACAAGCACAUGGACGGCCACACAGAGAACUUUAACAGGAAGAUACUAAAUGACGUUCCCACCAUGAUUGUCUCCACCUUUAAGCGUUUAGAGACAAUAUACCCGGAUACUUUCCUGGGUGCCGUCGUCCACACGGUGGGCAGCGUUGGGGAGCAGACCAAGGUCGGAUUGUAUGAGGAAUUCGACUUUAUGGUUGAGUUACAUGCCCUUGAGCAGGUGCUUCUCCGCCUUGCGCGCCCUUUAAAAAGUAAAUCCGAACUAAACACGGUGUAUUUAAGCGAGGGUUUCCAUUUAGUUCUAGACGACGAUCCGAACAGCGAAGAAGUCAUCGAGAUACCUUUCAAAUCCACGUCAAUAGACGGUGUCAUCGCGAAGGAGCUGUUGGCGUCGCUUUUGCCAGGCUGGAAGGUCACAUCGCACAUGCGACGCAGUCAUGGUCAGAAAUCCUUCGUCUUGCAGCAGAGUCUUCGCCAUUAUCCUGCAAACGGCGACCCGCUUGAAGUCUUCUGCGACAUUUCUUUCUGCGUCCCGUUCCAGUGGGCUGAAGACAAACGCCACAUAUACCGGCGAAGUGGAACGCGUGAGGACAUGAUGUCGCGAGACCAAAAUUUCCAUUUAGUUAUCAACUGGGACUUUUGUCCCGUGACACACGUAUUUCACCAAAAUGACAAGCUCGCCAAGAAUGACAUGCCUGAGAAUGUGAAGUGCGUUUACCGACUGGCAAAGAUCCUAACACUAGAUCUUCUGCCCCCGAUUUACGACAUGAAAAGAGACAAAUUCGGCGGCCCCUUGCAAUCCUAUUGGCUGAAACAGAUCAUUACGUACAUGGUUGACGAGCUUCCAAAUCCUUCGUUCUGGCAGGAGGAAUACCUGGAUCUGAGAGUAAUUCAGCUGAUGAGGAAAUUACGUAACUGCGUGAAGGACAUGACACUGUCAGACUAUUUCUGGCCGGACUUAAAUCACUUAGACGACAGCCCAAAAAGCAAGCGUGCUGAGCGCGAAACGGCGCACGACUACGUCCCAGCUCUAGUUGCGCUCCUCAACCGGGCCGCAGGAGGAGAAAACUCCGCUCUGGCGUCCUUGAAAACGCUGUCCGAAAUGACUGCUGAGUUCCGCAGUACCGUCAUCACCGAUGCCAAAAUGAUCCGGUUCGAUACAAUGAUCAGACAGUACGACAAGGUGCUGAAAUCUAGACCUUGGGAAGAGGUACCCUUCAUGGUUAAUCUCUAUAGUUCGUCGAACAUUUUGACCAACAUAAAAGAGUUCGUCGUCCUCCAUUUGAAAGACGUGGUAGAAGUGAGCGGAGAGGAAGGCAACGUCAAAAUCAGGUACAAAAGUGAAGAACUGUCCCUUGAAGAUUAUUUCGCCAAGUACAUCAGUGAUUCUACCAUGCAUGCCAGGUUUUUCUUCGGUUUUUUCACGACCGAUUGGAAUGAUGCUUACGACAAAAUGAUGGCAGAGCGCUGUCCCGAUCUUGCCAAACAACUGGGAACAUCGCAGCCCCAAGCUGUGUAAAUUGUUACAC
This is a messenger RNA of Liolophura sinensis, 1875 nucleotides long. RefSeq lists its product as uncharacterized. Bases 129 to 1865 code for a protein of 578 amino acids. The transcript is spliced from 3 exons. The record is from RefSeq and is a predicted model, not a curated record. Lineage: Eukaryota; Metazoa; Mollusca; Polyplacophora; Chitonida; Chitonidae.